Molecule: messenger RNA, 267 nt
Organism: Caenorhabditis bovis
Lineage: Eukaryota; Metazoa; Nematoda; Chromadorea; Rhabditida; Rhabditidae
Source: the annotation of a GenBank genome assembly
AUGACUAGUUGCCAAACUGCUUCGAUGCCUAUUGAAGAAGAGGGCCAUGAAUAUUGCAUUGAUAUUCUUCACGAAUCUCAUCAGGACAACACUCUUCCUAUGGUUAGCACCACACCACAUAUGCCUCCAGUGAUUACAACUCAAGACCGUCCAGUGGUUCUUUAUAUGGCACCAAUUCACAAACAAGAGAGUGUCUGCGCUUGCGGAAAGAAGCCAGAGAAACCCGAGGAAAAAAUAACCAAAGGAGUUCAAAAUGUUCGAAUUUGA